UUGAAUAAAAUGGCAGGUUUGUGCAAUAUAACCUAAUCCGAUCAACUGAAAGCGCCUUGGAUAAAUAAUGAUGACCAGUGGAAACUCCUGCCACAGAGUUCAGUUAUAAUCCCACUAAAAAGCUCGACUUGGAGCUGAGACUCGCAGUGCCUCUCUCCUCCUCUUUCUGCUCCUCCUCCUCUUCUUUUCCUCCUGUGGAAGUCUGAAUGAUGGGGCUGAAACCUCCGAAUUGCCAUCUGCUGCUCCUGCUCUGCUUCAACUCUCUCUGUUGUUCCGCCAUCGAAUCGGUGAAUCUGGUGGAUUUCUGUGGCCAAACAAUCCGGAGAGACGGAAUGAUCGUCAAGUCACACCAGGAAUCCAAAAAGUACUACUUUGUGACCAUGGGAACAGACUGUCACCUCACCAUGCAGGCCAGCUCGCCUAAAGACAAGGUCCAGUUCUACUUCCGCUUCUUCCUAGUCUACAGUUUGCUCAGAGUGGCUCCUUUAAGCCCCGCCCCUCUCGUCCAAGAGUCCUCACGCAGCUCCGCCUUUCUCAACUCAAGACUUGAUCCCACGUCCGGUGAAAGCCCAGAAGACCCGUGUUAUGCCGGCUCCUACCUUCAGUUCUAUGACGGAAGAGACCGUAGCUCCCCAGCUCUUGGGCCUCCUCUCUGUGGGAAGACUGCUCCCCGGCCAGUUCUGUCCACAGGAAACUAUUUGACCCUCAGGCUGGUGACGCGGGGGACUCAGCCCAGGGUUGAUUUUGUUGGAGACUUCACCUCCUUCAGACUGGGGUUCAACCAAUCAGAGUGCAGAAGUGAGCCCUACUUCACCUGUAGAAAUGGGAAGUGCAUCCCCGUCAGUCUUGUGUGUGGCGAUAAAGACGUUGACAACUGUGGAGAUGGAAGUGACUUGGAGGAAAAUCUAACAGGCUGCAAAGGUCAGCUUUCACCCACUGAACGUCCGCCCCAGAUUUCUACACCAACCCUGUCCUUGGUGAGUCUGCCAACCCACGUUGGUGGGACGUGUAUGAACUGCAGUGUAACAGGCAGCAGUCUGAGGCGGGAGUCAGUAACCGCCUCCUCCUCGUCCCUGCUGGCUUUAUACAUCGUCCUGGGUGUAGUGGCGGGGGGCUUGGUUCUCUGCUGGUGCUGCUGGUCGCCUGCCUGGUUACUGUGGCGGCUCAGCAUCUGCCGCUUCUUGCCGUGCUGCAAGUCAACCUGCGCCUCCUGCACUUUCUUCCCCUGCAACAGUGCAAACACCAAGGAGCAGCGAGUGGCAAAGGUCAGCCCUCACACGCCGGCCAGCAGGAACCCCCCGGACACGCCGGCCAGCGCCGACGACAAUCCGUGUUGACUGUGCGGACCACUUUCCACUUCCUGGUUUGACGUUCACAGACGCGAUGCUCUGACCAGUGGUCAUGACAGCAAAACUUUUAUUCAUAGAGGUUGGUCCAAUGAGGUCAAUUUGCAACACCGACAUUAGUGGAAGGCAGAAGCGUAAUGGGAGCUGGAGAGGCCUGGUUUAGGUUUUGUGGCCUGUCCAGCCCUGCAUCAGAAACACCGGGCUUGUUUGAAUUUGUAAUUAAAUUUGUUCUCCAGAAUCGGCUAAUAGAUCAUUUAAACUCUCGCCAUUCACCUGUUAGCGACAAGCAAACAUCAAAGUAAUAGCAAGACUGGCUCAUUAUUACCUGACCAUGCUCGCUGUAAAACUGCUUAAUCUGAUGUGUUUAUUUGUCCAACGCUACUCUGCUGCCUUGCUUAUGCAAUAUGGCUGAUCUUUAAACUGGUAAAGCAGACUGUGGUCUACCUGUGUAGUUUGAAUGUGAACUGUUUAGCUGAACCGUAAUAAAACCAUAUUUAUCCUCGGUGUAGUUUGCAAACAUCUCCCAUUCUGCAUAAUGACUGUGGAGAAACAAAUUCAGAACACAACGUUUUGAUUGUUCAAUGAGUUUAUGUCUGUGAAUUGGGUCAGUGCCUUGAGACGAUUCUUAUUGUAAACAUGUGCCAUGCAA
This is a messenger RNA of Gambusia affinis (western mosquitofish), 1995 nucleotides long. RefSeq names its product low density lipoprotein receptor class A domain containing 2 (gene ldlrad2). Lineage: Eukaryota; Metazoa; Chordata; Actinopteri; Cyprinodontiformes; Poeciliidae. The record is from RefSeq and is a predicted model, not a curated record. The coding region runs from base 207 to 1337 and encodes 376 amino acids. The transcript has 5 exons. Gene Ontology annotation, molecular function: protein binding.